Molecule: messenger RNA, 947 nt
Organism: Pungitius pungitius (ninespine stickleback)
Lineage: Eukaryota; Metazoa; Chordata; Actinopteri; Perciformes; Gasterosteidae
Gene: exosc4
Product: exosome component 4
Exons: 3
Coding region: 36-773 (245 amino acids)
Biological process (GO): nuclear mRNA surveillance; rRNA catabolic process; poly(A)-dependent snoRNA 3'-end processing
Cellular component (GO): nuclear exosome (RNase complex); nucleolus; cytoplasmic exosome (RNase complex)
Source: RefSeq, a predicted model, not a curated record
AAGUGGGGGGGGGGUUUAUCUUAUUUUCCGGAAUCAUGGCGGGCGUGGAGCUGCUGUCGGACCAGGGCUACCGCCUGGACGGCAGGAAAGCCACCGAGCUGCGGAAGCUUCAGGCCCGCAUGGGUGUGUUCGCUCAGGCGGACGGCUCCGCGUACCUGGAGCAGGGAAACACCAAGGCUCUGGCCGUGGUCUACGGCCCGCACGAAGUACGAGGUUCACGCAGCCGGAGUCGCCACGAGCGAGCCCUGAUCAACUGCCAGUACAGCAUGGCCACCUUCAGCACGGCGGAGAGGAAGAGGAGGCCGCACGGCGACCGCAAGUCCACCGAGAUGAGCCUCCACCUCAAGCAGACGUUUGAAGCCGCCGUGAUGACGCAGCUCUACCCGCGCUCUCAAAUAGACAUCUACGUCAAGAUUCUGCAGUCGGACGGCGGCAACUACAGCGUGUGCGUGAACGCCGCCACCCUGGCGGUGAUCGACGCCGGCAUCCCCAUGCGGGACUACGUGUGCGCCUGCACCGUGGGGUUUGUGGACGAGACGCCCCUCGCCGACCUCUGCUACGCCGAGGAAGGCGGCGGCGUGAGCUCGCUGGCCUUGGCGCUGCUGCCCCGGGGCGGGCAGAUCGCUCUGCUGCAGAUGGACGCCAGACUACAUCAGGAUCACUUGGAUCCGCUCAUCGAGGCCGCCAUGACGGCGUGCAAAGGUGUCAGCAAGUUGCUGGAUGAGGUGGUGCGACGACAUCUGCAGGAGGUUUCUGUGCUCUCUGGAGAGUGAUGCUUGGAGGACCUCCAGACUGGGGUUUGGGUUGCAGAGCGGAGAAGUUAUUGGACCGAAUGGAAGGAUGAGAGAAUUCAUUUGGAGUGAUUUUUCUUUUCUUUUUUUUAUAUUUUCAUGGUUAUACCUUUGUACAGUAUAUGUGUGAAGCUAACAAUAAAUGUGUCAACCUUG